Lottia gigantea (owl limpet) is the source of this 603-nucleotide messenger RNA. RefSeq lists its product as hypothetical. The coding region runs from base 1 to 603 and encodes 200 amino acids. The record is from RefSeq and is a predicted model, not a curated record. The transcript has 2 exons. NCBI's taxonomy places the organism in Eukaryota, Metazoa, Mollusca, Gastropoda, Lottiidae.
AUGCUAAGGGAGUAUUCAAACAGAGCAGCUGAUCUCAACUGUCCUCUAAACAGAGUAGCUGAUCUCAACUGUCCUCUAAACAGGGCAGCUGAUCUCGCCUGUCCUCUAAAAAGAGCAGCUGAUCUUACCUGUCCUCUAAACAGAGCAGCUGAUCACAUAUGUCCUCUAAACAGAGCAGCUGAUCUCACCUGUCCUCUAAAAAGAGCAGCUGAUCUUACCUGUCCUCUAAACAGAGCAGCUGAUCACAUAUGUCCUCCAAACAGAACAGCUGAUCUCAACUGUCCUCUAAACAGAGCAGCUGAUCUCACCUGUCCUCUAAACAGAGCAGCUGAUCACGCCUGUCCUCCAAACAGAGCAGCUGAUCUCGCCUGUCCUCUAAACAGAGCAGCUGAUCUUACCUGUCCUCUAAACAGAGCAGCUGAUCACAUCUGUCCUCUAAACAGAGCAGCUGAUCUCGCCUGUCCUUCAAACAGAGCAGCUGAUCUCACAUGUCCUCUAAACAGAGCAGCUGAUCACAUAUGUCCUCUAAACAGAGCAGCUGAUCACAUAUGUCCUCUAAACAGAGCAGCUGAUCUCCCCUGUCCUUCAAACAGAGCAGAAUAG